GACGCAGAGAGAUUUUAAAACAUUGUCCUUCUCAGUAAUGGCGGCUACGUUCCCUUCGCCUUCGCUAAAUAACAAUAAAUGGUACUUCACGCGCGAACAAAUCGAAAACAGCCCAUCUCGCCGAGCGGGACUUGAUCCCGACAAAGAGCUCUCGUACCGACAGCAAGCUGCUAACCUCCUGCAGGACAUGGGACAGCGGCUCAACGUGUCACAACUUACAAUUAACACUGCCAUUGUGUAUAUGCAUCGGUUCUACAUGAUCCAGUCCUUCACCCGCUUCCACCGAAAUGUGAUUGCUCCUGCAGCUCUCUUUUUAGCUGCGAAGGUGGAAGAACAGCCUCGCAAGCUGGAGCAUGUGAUUAAGGUGACCCAUGCGUGUCUCAAUCCUCAGGACCCGUCUCCAGACACCAGGAGUGAUACAUACCUGCAACAAGCCCAAGACCUGGUCAUUCUUGAGAGCAUUAUACUCCAGACCCUGGCUUUUGAGAUCACCAUUGAUCAUCCUCAUACACAUGUUGUCAAGUGUACACAGCUUGUGCGAGGUGAGAACCAGCUGCUCACUGUAAACUGUCCUUCGUAUUGCUCGGUAAUGAGUACUUCUAGCCCACCAAGCUCACAGAUUUCACAUCUGAUCACGAGCUUUCCUUUUGUUCCAGCGAGUAAGGAUUUGGCUCAAACCUCAUAUUUCAUGGCAACAAACAGUCUCCACUUGACUACAUUCUGCCUACAGUACAGUCCGCCCAUUGUAGCUUGCGUUUGUAUUCAUUUGGCCUGUAAAUGGUCCAACUGGGAGAUUCCGGUUUCCACAGACGGCAAACACUGGUGGGAGUAUGUCGACCCCACAGUGACCCUUGAGCUGUUGGAUGAGCUCACUCAUGAGUUCCUGCAGAUCUUGGAGAAGACACCCAGCCGCUUAAAACGCAUAAGAAACUGGAAAGCUGCAGGUCAAACUGCCAAGAAAUCAAAGGUGCAAGAUGGUGAUCAGUCAGAAGCCAUUAUGAACAUGAUCUCCAUGGCAUCAUCUGACACCACGUUGGCGGGACUGAUGAGCCUCUCCGCCCCUCCCUCCGGUUCUUCCAUAGACUCCUCAGCAGAUGAUCCCAGCGCUGCAGCCUCAUCCCAACACUGGCAGCCUUCCGGCAAGGAGCAGCCCACUGUUAACGAACUCCACGCGCCUGCUAAGGUCUCUCUGAGUGAAUAUCGGGCCAAGCACGCGGAUGAACUGGCGGCGCAGAAGCGGAAGUUGGAGAACAUGGAGGCAAGUGUGAAACAGGGAUACGCCACUGCCGCACAGGCCCUCAUGAACCAGCAGAGGAAAGAUAAGCACCAUCACCACCAGCAGCCCAGCUCUAGUUCCUCAGACCUGAGCAACCCCUCACCUAUCGUCCUGAAGAUCCCUCUGGAUGAGCGAGAACGCAGUUCCACAAAGACACGCUUCCCCGUGCGGGGCCAAUCAGACGGCGGUGGGCACAGCAGCGGGGGGCACAGCAGCAGUAGCAGCAGUCGUGGAUCCGAGCAGGACAUUAAAGUGCGGAUUCGGGUUCCAGAAAGGCGAAGUGGGUCCGGAGAAGACGGGAAAAGUCGCGAGAAGCACAGAGAUCGGUCCAACCACCACCACCAUCAUCACCAUCACCACCACCACUCCUCCUCUUCCACCACCGGCUCUUUAUCUGCAUCGUCUUCCUCAUCCUCAGCACAAAAACACUUAAGUUCUGCCAGCACCUCAGGUAGUAGCAAAAAGGUCCCUGGUGACAGCGUGCGAACAAGCUCUUCGUCAUCGUCGUCUCGAAAAAGGACCCACUUGCCAGAUCCUUCCGCCGGCACCCACCCCUCGAAAGUCAUCAAAUCGUCCAGAAACUCAUUUCAGUUGCCGGCGCUUUCCGGAGUGCCCUCCCACGCGAUGGGGCACGGGCCUGACAUCCUGAGCCUCUCGCACCAUCAGGGAAACUAUUCGCACUCCAAGGCGGACAAAGCCGACACGAACGGCCACAAUACGGGCGGCCAGUCCAACGAGUAUCAGGACACGUUUGACAUGUUGAACUCGCUGCUCAGCGCGCAAGGGGUGCAGCCGGCGCAACCUCAGAUAUUUGACUAUCGCUCUCAGUACGGAGAGUACCGGUAUAGCAGUAGCGCUCGCGGAGGAACCCAGCCGCCACCUUUACCCUCAGAACCACCCCCACCUCUGCCACCCUUGCCCAAAUAAACCCUUUCAUCCCCCUCCCCACCAUUCGUCCGUCCACACACACUGAUCAGAUCAGUCGUCUUUGGGAGUCCGGGAUUCCUCUAACUUUCUGUGAUGUUGAGUUUGACAGCAGAGUAAUGUAAGGCAAAAAAUGUACCUGUAUCGUUUUGUGCGAGCGAGUGUGUUCACAACACCCAUCUGUGGCAAUAAUGUUAAAAUAGAACAAAAUAUUGCAAAAAAAGGCAAAAAAUGUUAUUUAUUGAAAAAAAAUUGUACAUACUAUUUUUGAUGUCACUCAGUUUUAUAUCAGCGCUAACAGAAAAACAUAAUGGAAUUAAGGGUAUGUAUUACAGAAUGAGAGGGACCCGUUGUCCUCUUUAAAAAGUGUAACCUUGAAUGCAAAAAGGAAAUUGUUUUUGGUUUAUGUAUGGAUUUAAGUCUUGCUAACGAUAUAUGUGUCUUUUUUAUUGAUUAUGGUAUUUAUUAUUAGCCUUUUAAAACCAUAGUUAUUAGCAGUCGUUGCUUGAAUGCAUCAGGUGAUCUCUGGAUUUUAUUUUUAUACUGUUGUAACCUGCUUCCCAGUCUGUAUUUACUUGAUUGAUACGUCUUGUAUGUUUUGAGAAUGAACAUACGAAUCCCCAAUAUUUGCAUCACAAUGUAUGUUUAGUAUCUGAAGUAACAUUUUGAUUUUGUUUGCUAAGUAUUUGUGGUCUUUUUUGUUUGUUUGUAACUUUUAAGCUUUGCAUUCUGUAAAUGAAUGAAAAUUGACAAAUUAUUUUUACAAAUUUUUUUUUUUCCCAAAAACAAGGAUAUGCCUAAUUUGGGAAAGUAUGUCUGGUAAACCUACAAUUCAGAGGCAGAUGCAGUCAUUGUUUUAAAUGGUUGUAGAAUAUCGUGCUCAUUUAUAAUACACUAUACACAACAGUAUGUCCAGCUUGUACUUGUUUCAUCUUUUACAUCUGUUUGUUAAUAACUCAAACCCAAGUGGUGUUAGAUGCAGGCUAUUUGUCAUACUAUGAUGUAACUGACUUCCAGUGAAUGAGUAAAUAUGAAUCUGUGAUGGACAAAAGUACAAUCUGAUAAAAACAAAUAUCUUUCCACUAAUUUUCAGUUGAACUAAUGUUUUUUUAUGCUUCUUUUGUUGAAACAAUGAUAGUGAAAUUCAUUCUGUCUACAUUUAUGAAUGAGUCUCAUUGAACUGGUGGUACUUUUGUCCAUCAUAGUUUUCUAUCAUCAUUUACUCAGCCAAAACUAUGAUUUUCUUCUGUAGAACACAAAAGAAGAUAUUUUGUCUGUAUAAAGUCAAUAGGGUCCACUGUUUUACUGUUUUAUCCCCAACAUUUUUCUAUCUCUUUGAAUAUGUCGUCCAUUUUAUGGUCUGUUGGGUUUAUAUUUAUAUCUGUCUCAGUUUAAACACUCAAAUCAGCACUUAUAGAUUGAAUGGCGAGCAUGCUGACGGCUCAUGUUUAUUUGUUGCAAUACCUCCAUUUUUGUUUAACAUUAAGGUGCUUUGACGCCAUGUUGUAAUUACCGUAAUUACGAGAUUUCAGCUCAAAUUUACAGCUUAGAUGGGAAUUUUCUGAGAGCUCUUACUUGUACCACGUGACUGCUGUACCAACUUUUGCCAUAGACAUGCACAAUUCCCAGUCCAGCUCUGAAUGGAAGGUCACGUGUUUUCAUUUCGAGACUACGGUAAUUACGUCACGGCGUGAAAGCUGCAUUAUAACCGCAUCAAGGUCAUUUUGGUGUUUUCGAGUGAUAAGCCAUCCAAUUCUGAUUCAUGAAAUCUUGCAUGAAUGAUUCAGUGCACAUUAAAACUGAUGUUUUGAGCCAAUUGUUUUGUACCUUUAACAAUAUUGUCCCCAUAUUCAUAUCUUGCUUGAUUAUGUUUUUGUAUGCAGUUAAUAGCACAAUAAUGCAGAUUACUAUAUGGAUCAGUCUCUGUAACUUUCCUCCUCUGAUUAAAUGGCAUGACUUUCAUUGAUCAAUUUACAGACAAAAAAAAAAUGGAAGCAUGAAAUUGAGUUUCUACUGUCAGAGUCAAUUUUACCUUAAUAAAUGUUGCGUUCUUUUCUUAAGAUGUUAGCAGGGAUUCCUCCAUACUUUCCUGAUUGUGCCUGUUGAUCAUGAGGAACAUUUCAGGAAUAUUGUGAAAUGAAAUGUAACACUAUAAGCUAUAAAAGAUCUGUCACAGUUUUGGCAUAUAUUCCUCAUAUGAUGCACUCCUCAUGUCCUGUCCCUGUUUUAUCAUUUCUAAGUAGAAGGUUUAACAUGUUUUAGUUUUGUGUUUGCCGGUGUCUAGUCUGCUUCAAUAAGACUAAAGAGAAGGCGUUUUGUGGGUCUAAUGCAAUUCAUGUCACCACUGUAUUUUCUAUGUACCUCCAUUUUCAAGAAUAUAGCGUUUUAUCAAAUGUAUAUACUGUUUUCUGUGUUUUAGUGGUACCACAUGAACUCUCAGGUUUUGAAUUGAAUUGUUGGGGUGUUUCUUGUCAGAAGUUAAGGUUUGCAUUUUUGUGAACUCGGUUCCUUUUUAUAAAUGUGGUUGAUGUACAAUAAUGUUUUAUGAGAAACAUA
Messenger RNA from Pimephales promelas (fathead minnow), 4756 nucleotides. It is a transcript of the gene ccnt1, whose product is annotated as cyclin T1. Gene Ontology annotation, biological process: regulation of transcription by RNA polymerase II. Gene Ontology annotation, molecular function: cyclin-dependent protein serine/threonine kinase regulator activity. The record is from RefSeq and is a predicted model, not a curated record. Lineage: Eukaryota; Metazoa; Chordata; Actinopteri; Cypriniformes; Leuciscidae.